CUGUUAACCGUGCGAAUAAUUCCAAGAGAAAUGUAAUUCUCAGUAAAACGCGCAAAAUUCGUAAUGGACAACGUUAUUGCGUGCAGAGGAGCCUAAGAGAAACUAAGAAUACUCGUACAAUACUUAACCAAGCGAAUGGUAAGGGUCUUCUGUGAAGGUUAACCGGCCUCGGCGAGCAAGAUGAUUCAACCUGACGACAAAAGCAGCAAGGAGCUGCUCACACGGCGGAUCUUCCUCGCCGUCGUCUCGAGUGUAACUCUGCAAUUCUUCUUCGUCUGCUGCCUGGUCCUGUUCGCGAACCUGAGCACGGACUACGUCCACUGGCUCCAGGAAACGUGGUCGAUCGUGACGUCGCUGCGAAUGUGGACUUUUCUCGUCAUCUUCACCACGGUGGUGUUCCUGCAGGCUGUUUUCUGCAGGAGGGUCUACCUGCACACCCCACCGUACUACAAGAGCAGGUUCACCAAGCUGCUGGCGACCUUCACGGCCCAAAAUCUCUACCUGGGAACGCUGUACGUCAUCAUCGGCGGCAUCUUGAUCUGGUUCCACUUGUUGCUGAAAGGAGGAAGGUACAGCUCCCUCAUCGCAGACUGCAGCGUGAUACACGGAACGUGUUUGGUGGAGGAGUACUCCUUCCUGUUAUUCAGCGGCCUGUGGAGCGGACUGUACUUCUCCUUCAAGACCCGUAGCUCUAUCGGGAGAUACUUCCGCUUCCCCAUCAUUGCACAGUCCAAGUUCUUUCAGUUUAGACGGAGGAUUUACACCGCGCUACCGACGCUGAUGCUUUCCUCCCUGUGGUCAACUCUGUACUACAUGACUGUUUACUACUUCGUGGGGUCAUACUGCCAUAUGGUGCUGCUGUUCACGAUUUCUAUGCAAGCGGAAGUUGAAUUAGACACUAUGUCCAUGUUGUUGAACUUGUCACUAAUAUUGCAGUUGUGGUUUUACCAGUUCGUGUUCGUGCUGACGAUAAACAGCACGUAUCUGUUCUUCGAAGUAUACCUGACCGAGUGGACUCAGUUUAAGUUUGGACUGAGUGGCGCGCUCAGUACAGACGGCUCGGAAUUGACGCUUAUUGAAGCCCUGUCAAUGGACAAGAUACCGAUAAUGCAGCAUUUGGGCUACUUGGACCUGGUCACCUUGGCCCAGAAGGAGAAAGCAAGAAGGGCCACGUUGUUCACACUCAGUCAGCCGGGCGGUCACCCAUACAAUUGGAACUGCGUGGUGCAGAGGUGCACGGAUCUCCUCAACAAGUUCUCGUCGGAUCUCAACGCUAUUUCCGUAAAACCGCAGCCCCCACUGACCUGCUACGGUAAGAGCGUGUUGACAACGAUGGGUAGACCUACUCAGCAAAAGGAUCGCGUGUAUCACAUGCGGAAGUUGGUGCCAGACGUUGCGCCGACGUUAACAGCGGUGGAAACGAUCACGCAGGAGACCUCUUACACCGGCCUGCUUGCUCAGUUCGUCAAGCAAAAACGCGACGCUUUUGUAACGUACCUUCUCUCUAAACCACUUAUUAAUUACAUUUUCGGCGAGCAAGACGAGAAUAAAAUUCGUUACGUUUUAUUUAAUAGUCAGCCAGUGAUGUGGGCUGCCGAAGCCAUUUCCUCUCUGUCGGUGUUCUCGUUGACCGAGGACCACCACGGCAUUGUGCAAAAAGAUAUACCGACUAUCGUUAACGCUUUGUUGUCGGUGAAGCAGGCUCUAGAUAAACAGCAGAAGUCAGUUAUACUAGCUAGACGACUGCAAACGGAGGACAAGUUGAUUAGGGAAAUUUUCACGUCUCUACGAAGUGCGAUCAAGCGUAGUCUCUAUAGAAUUGUUACAAAUUUCGAACCGUACAUCAAUGACUUGUGCCUUGAAUCCGCAGCAGUAGAGCAACUGCAAAGUUUUCUUAAUUAUAAAGAAUAGUAAAUAUUAUGAUGAAAACAAUGUACGUUCACGUAAUCUUCCAGAUUGUCGAAUCGCCAAAAAAUAAUGCAGUUUAGCUUCGAAUUGUACGAAGGAUUACUUUUUCUACUGGUUAUUACAUUUAUACGGUACAACAUAAACUACAAUUUACCUCGAUCGUAUUUCACGUUUGCGGAAGAAAGAAAAAUUUGUAUUAAAAGAAGAUGUGAUCAUGAAUGUAUUGAAGCAGACCUGUAUGACGCGUGGAAAUGCAAAAACAAUUAAAAAUAUAUCUCUUUGUACACAGAUAUAUUUCUCUUAACACUAACUUGUAACAUAUGCGGUACUCUUUACAAUAAAUGGAUAUUUUUUC
This is a messenger RNA of Ooceraea biroi (clonal raider ant), 2263 nucleotides long. RefSeq names its product Nuclear division cycle 1 (gene Ndc1). Gene Ontology annotation, biological process: nuclear pore organization. Gene Ontology annotation, molecular function: protein-macromolecule adaptor activity. The record is from RefSeq and is a predicted model, not a curated record. Gene Ontology annotation, cellular component: nuclear pore transmembrane ring. Lineage: Eukaryota; Metazoa; Arthropoda; Insecta; Hymenoptera; Formicidae.